Messenger RNA from Mus pahari (shrew mouse), 983 nucleotides. RefSeq names its product reactive intermediate imine deaminase A homolog (gene Rida). The coding region runs from base 124 to 537 and encodes 137 amino acids. Gene Ontology annotation, cellular component: cytosol. The record is from RefSeq and is a predicted model, not a curated record. The transcript is spliced from 6 exons. NCBI's taxonomy places the organism in Eukaryota, Metazoa, Chordata, Mammalia, Rodentia, Muridae. Gene Ontology annotation, molecular function: deaminase activity.
CGCACGGGGCUGUCCCUGAACCAAAACUCUUUUACCUAGGGCUGUCUGGUCAGUGGACAAGAGUGGGUGUAGUUACUUACCAUCGUUUCUUCUUCUGAGGGUCUUCAAGAGGGAAGGACUAGCAUGUCGUCCAUAAUCAGAAAGGUGAUCAGCACCACAAAAGCCCCGGCGGCCAUUGGUGCCUACAGCCAAGCUGUGCUAGUGGACAGGACCAUUUACAUUUCUGGACAGGUAGGCUUGGAUCCUUCCAGUGGACAGCUUGUGCCAGGAGGGGUAGUAGAAGAAGCUAAACAGGCUCUUAAAAACUUGGGUGAGAUUCUGAAAGCCGCAGGCUGUGACUUCACUAAUGUGGUGAAAACAACUGUUUUACUGGCUGACAUAAAUGACUUUGGCACCGUCAAUGAGAUCUAUAAAACAUAUUUCCAGGGUAGCCUUCCUGCCAGGGCUGCUUACCAAGUCGCUGCUUUACCCAGAGGAAGUCGAAUUGAAAUCGAAGCAAUCGCUGUCCAGGGGCCUUUCACCACUGCAUCACUAUAAGUAGCCAUGCUUAUGCUGACUCCGGAGGUUUUAGAAUGUCUUUCACACUUUAAUUUUUACAAAUAAUGCUGAGAAGUAUAAAAAUGACCAGAAUGGUUGAAGUUAUUGUGGAAAUGAUCAAAUAUGUGGAGAUUUGACAUUAAUUGGAGAUUAUUCAGUAUAGUGACUGAUGUUCUAAUUUCACUUAUGUUGCUGGGUGUGAGAGAAGAGGUGCACAGCUACUGAGAUGGGGAGCAGAAGGGAAGAUGGGCUGUUGUACAUGAGAAGUAGUAAGGAGCACAUCUACUUAAAUCAUAUUAAUUUACUCAUGUGAGGUACUUAGUUCUCGUGUUAGAAGAAACUAAAUUGAGACAUUCAGAGUCGAGUAGUACCAGGGGAACAAGCGGAGCAAAACCUUAUACAGAUAAUAUUGCUUUAAUGGAAAUAAAACAGAUGCGUAACUUUCC